UAUGCCGAGACAGCCCAUGUGCGAUUCCUGCUGAGCGAACUGCGGAGCGAGAGUAAAACUGGGGCAGUCGGCGCAUGCCCGCAUCCAUCGGGGCGCCACUUGGUCGUUAUCGGCCAUCGCGGACCGCCGCCGAUCUAUCGCCUCUCCACGUCCUACGCACUCCGCACUCGGCGGCGCGCACAUCUGGCCGUUAUUAUGACAUCAAGCACGGAAGAAAACGAUCCGUGGAAUCCUCCAUACCAAUGUACUCAUGGUCCUGCUAAAGACUUGGCUGAGCAUACCAAACUACUCAAGCUGGUGUUGAGUGAGAAAUGUGCUUUGUUUGAGGUCUCGAGAGCAACCAAUACAAUCGUCCCAGACCGUACUCCUGAGUCAGUGAAGGAUGCUUUGGUCGGUAAAUUACCCCGCUUGGUGCCCAUCCUGGAAAAGGAUAGUGUCAGGCUUUUCGUCAAGUUAUUCAAGCAUGACAGUGUGGGCUUGGCUUGGGGUUUCGUCAUAACACCAGGGACCUUCAAUCAGAUGAUCAUGCAAAAUGCCCUGCGAUGUGCGAAAGUUGCCUUGCAGGGCAAGGUUGGGUUCCGCGCCAAUCCCAACUACAUGAACUCACAUGGGUACUUUCCCCUUCACAAAGCUGCUGAAAUGUUCUCUGCCGACAUGAUCAAGUUGCUCUUCUGCUAUGGCGCAUCGGCCAAUUUGCGCACAGUUGGCCCUGAAGUCAUCGAGGGCCUACUCCCACUACAUGUUGCAGUUGAGAACGCUUGCCAGCAUAAGUUUCUUGAGGAAAACCUGUUACCUGACAAAGGGAAUACCGACCAUGUCUACAGGCUCAUUCAAUUGCUGUGCUUACCUGAAAUGAAGAUCUUCUUAGAUACAGUUAGACUGAUUGCAGAAAGAACAGAUGAUCUACUUGCCGAGCUCUGGAAAUACAUCAAGGACGGAAAGCUUUCCGAAACAGCAGUUUUGCUCCUGGCAGCUCAAAAGAAGAUCCGUACGGUAUCUUAUGAAAAUGGCAAUAUCAAGACAGAUGGGUUUAGUAUUAUCUCUAAUCUUUGUACAGAGAAUGUUGUUGCUAUAGAUUCGGAGAUUGCUCAAAACAGAGCCAGAAAGAAGCAGCAGCUGAAGGCGGACAAAAAGCUUAGGCGUAUGGCAUUGCUGCUUGUUAUUGUAAUUUGUGAAGCUGGCGAAGCUCUUGAUGCAUACAUUCGGGCACAUCCAGAGGGACCCUAUGCCAUGUAGGUGGCUCACGAUGAGGUUCUGCAACAUGUCUCGUCAAUUCUGAAUAACCAUGGUGUUUGUCCUACUGGAGAAUGCAUCAACAUAGAAAAUUUCUGCCCCUAUGAUCAAUAAUCGUCCAGGUUGUCCGAUGAAAAGUCGUCCAACAAACAUGAUGGGUUUGCUACAACGGAGAAGGCUGCCAGAAAGAAACAACCUAGAGGAUGGGAGGUUGAACAUGCAAGGAGAAGCUUCAUCCCAUACGGGAAAUCAGUGUUAUUAUCCCAGUUGAAGGCAAAGGUGGUGCCUCCCAGUACCCUGAUAGAAUUGAAAACCAUUAGAGAGAUGAAUGAAAUUCUGAAUAAGGCAGCCGAAGGAUCUUCUCGAAUUCCAAAUAACAAUCUUGGUUUGUCAGGAAGAAUUCCGCGAUUGACAAGUAGUCAUCAAUCCAGAAGGUUGUUUGGUACUGUGGCAUCGACAGCCUUGAAACUGUUAAAGCAUGUAUGAGUUGAGAGGUACUCCCUCCGUUCGGAAUUACUUGUCUCGAAAAUGGAUGUAUCUAGAACUAAAAUAUGUCUAGAUACAUCCAUUUCUGCGACAAGUAAUUCCGAACGGAGGGAAUAGUAGUAUGUCAUAUGAGCUGUAUUUUGUAUACUU
Triticum dicoccoides is the source of this 1869-nucleotide messenger RNA. RefSeq lists its product as uncharacterized. NCBI's taxonomy places the organism in Eukaryota, Viridiplantae, Streptophyta, Magnoliopsida, Poales, Poaceae. Bases 196 to 1236 code for a protein of 346 amino acids. Gene Ontology annotation, molecular function: protein binding. Gene Ontology annotation, biological process: protein ubiquitination; positive regulation of protein catabolic process. The record is from RefSeq and is a predicted model, not a curated record. The transcript has 8 exons.